Molecule: messenger RNA, 2501 nt
Organism: Macadamia integrifolia
Lineage: Eukaryota; Viridiplantae; Streptophyta; Magnoliopsida; Proteales; Proteaceae
Product: calmodulin-binding receptor-like cytoplasmic kinase 3
Exons: 7
Coding region: 816-2384 (522 amino acids)
Biological process (GO): protein phosphorylation
Molecular function (GO): ATP binding; protein kinase activity
Source: RefSeq, a predicted model, not a curated record
CAGCUUUACAUGCGAAUCACAAAAAUAAUGAGUUACAGCGAUAACAAUGGCGAUUGGCUUCUUCCUGUUUACACUCAGUCCCCUCCUCCAGUAGUCAACAAUUAUAACCAAAACUUGCCCAGUUGUGCGUUUUAUAUUUCUGCAGAAAAGAAUAAAAGCCGGUUUGGGCUUGGUUUUACAUAAGCCCUCUUUCCUGGGUUUCUUCCUUUUCUAGUUUCAUGCCAAUUUCCUUUCCUUCCUUCCAUUGACUAUUCUUCAAACCAGUUUCUUGUUCCUCCUUCCUCAGCUCCGCUUGGAGAAUUUCAGACCCACAUAGCGAGGUUGAUCCUCUCUCUCCCUCUAUGAGUUAUCAGUUAUGGUUUCGUUGCAGACGAUUUGGGCUUUUCACUUCUCUGUUUCUCCAAUUUGGGUUCGAGAAAGUUAUCGUCUCGAGACCUUCAAUUGGGUGACGGUGCCUUUUGGAGUAUCAGUUUUGUUGCUGCCUGGAUUUCUUUCUUGAUUCGGUGAAGUGGGUUUUGAAGAAUUUCACCUUGACUCUAUAGGUGGUUUCUCUAUUACUGGGAAUAUUUUUCACACUUUGUACCCUAAAUUCUACUUUUCCAUUCAGAGUUUUGGUUAUUUCGUUAUUCUGCCUCCUGGGUUUCGCUCCUUUGUUAAUUUGGUGAACGGGGGGUACGGAUGAUUUUGGUUGAAUUUUAUUAAGCUAAUCGUUUCCGUGUUUAUACAGAAAUUUCUUUGGCCUUUUUCUGGUUCGUUCUGUUUGGGGCUAUUCGAAUAGAUACGGAGAUGGUUCUGCUUUCUUUCAGAGCUCAAAAAUGAUGUAUGGGUGCUUUGGUCCUUUGAGAUUGUUUACAGUUAUACUGAGCAUAUUGGUGUUAGUACAGUUUCCCGGUAUCUAUGUCUCCGGAAUAGAGGUUUGGUCAAAGGUUUGUGGAGCUGAUGAGUUCACCUAUACGAGAUCUUUAGACGAUGAGUUGUUUUACAUAAACGGGAACAAAGUAGACAAAGUUUCUUUCUGCAAACCCUUUGAAUUCUACUAUAGAAAUGGAUGCUUUUUGGAUUUGGGACUGGAAGAAUGGGGAAGACUUGGAAGGAACUACUGUAGUUUGGAGAUCUACUCAGUGCAGUGGCCUCAAAUGGGAGGGAGAAGGUCUCUGCGAGGAACUGAUCAAUCUACCCUCCGCAUCCUUAGUCAGAGAAGUCACCAAAUAGAAAAGAACCAUGUUCCCAGUUCUUGGGUGGCCCCAAAGAACAUUACCAUGGUUGCAUCUGGAUUCUUGCUUCUAUAUUGCAGUUUCCUCUGUGGUCGCUCUCGCUCAAAAAGCAAAGAAAGCACCGAUGCUGUCACUGUAAAGGAACCGAAUUCAAUCGAUUCAGGUUCUUCCAUAGCAUUUAGUUCUGCGCCUGCCUCAAGUCCACUUCGAGUGCCACCUAGUCCUCGUAUUGGGAUGCACCCACCAUUGGAUAGAAUAGGAUCAGUGCAUCUCAAUAUGAGUCAGGUUGUCAGAGCCACUCAGAAUUUCUCCUCAGCAAUGAAGAUAGGUGAAGGAGGCUUUGGGGCUGUCUAUAAAGCCGAGUUGCAGGAUGGUCAGGUUGUUGCUGUUAAACGAGCAAAGAAGGAACACUUUGGGAAUUUACAAACUGAAUUCAGCAGUGAAGUUGAACUACUGGCUAAAAUUGAACACCGAAAUCUCGUGAGAUUACUUGGUUAUGUUGAUAAAGGAAAUGAACGCAUUAUUAUUACUGAGUAUGUUCCAAAUGGUUCUCUUAGGGAGCAUCUAGAUGGUAAGCGUGGAAAAAUCUUGGACUUUAAUCAGCGGCUGGAAAUUUCCAUUGAUGUUGCUCAUGCCCUCACUUACCUCCAUCAAUAUGCAGAGAAGCAAAUAAUUCACCGGGACGUGAAAUCAUCCAACAUUUUACUGACAGAGAGCUACAGAGCCAAGGUGGCUGAUUUUGGGUUUGCACGACUUGGUCCAAUGGAGACUGACCAGACACAUAUAUCAACCAAAGUGAAGGGGACUGCGGGUUACCUUGACCCAGAAUACCUCAGAACCUAUCAACUCACUCCCAAGAGUGAUGUGUUUUCAUUUGGAAUUUUGCUUGUAGAAAUUCUUACUGGCCGUCGACCAGUGGAGAUGAAAAGACCUGCUGAUGAAAGGGUCACAGUCAGAUGGGCUUUCACGAAGUAUAAUGAAGGAAAUGUGGUUGAGCUUGCAGAUCCUUUAAUGAGUGAAAUGGUGCCUGUAGAGAUAUUAAUGAAAAUGUUCAGUUUGGCAUUCCAGUGUGCUGCACCUACACGGUCUGAUCGGCCAGGUAUGAAAGAAGCGGGAGAGCAACUGUGGGGAAUAAGAGUGGAGUAUCUUAAGUGUGUCAAACGAGUGUAGUAAGUGCAAAUUUGGAUUUUUUUUUCUACUUAAAACUCAGCUUGUAGUUUAACUACCUGUGGACAGAAUCUGGUUUUGAAGAAUGGUCAAAUUUUCUCUUCAUUAUUCUUUUUUAAA